Messenger RNA from Mytilinidion resinicola, 3372 nucleotides. RefSeq lists its product as uncharacterized. The transcript has 4 exons. NCBI's taxonomy places the organism in Eukaryota, Fungi, Ascomycota, Dothideomycetes, Mytilinidiales, Mytilinidiaceae. Gene Ontology annotation, molecular function: protein binding. The record is from RefSeq and is a predicted model, not a curated record. Bases 1 to 3372 code for a protein of 1123 amino acids.
AUGGAUCCCUUCUCGUUAGUUGCCGGCACCACUAGUGUUGUCGAUGUACUGCUCCGCUUCGGGAGCUACCUGAAACACAUUCACGACGCAGCAGGAACCAUCGAUGAAGACAUCGCCGCAUUGAUCCACGAAAUUGACGCUCUCAUCUCCGUUAACACUUCGAUAGAGGACACUUCCAAGAUUGAGCAAGCGAGGAUCCCAAGUUCCUCGCUAGCAGAUUUGAAUCGACUUGAAGGCCUCUGGCGAAGCGUUGGGGUUCUGCGGAAGGAUUGCCAAACCACUGUCGAACGCCUUCAAGCUGUGGUCCAAGGGAUUUUUGGCAAAGAAGGCACCCCAAAGUCUACCGGAAAAGUCGAUGCUCUUAAAAGGACACUCAGAAAGGACAAGAAGAUCGAUGAAAUCAAAGACCUACGCCUCCAGCUGACAAAUUACAAGAACAGUCUCCAAGUGUUGUUGACCGCCUUGAACCUGUGCGUCAACUCUUAUACCCGUAAUUCGCAGGACUCGACCGACGUGUCACUUGGUCAUCUAUCUCAAGAAGUCCAAUUACUGGGAUUCAAGCUCAAUCAUCAGCUUGCUUCGUUACGCCCACAGCUUGCAACAGCUACUGACCGUCACUUCCUUCGUGCCAUCAAACCUGCGACUGUAGUAGCCUCACUCGUGUCUAUCAACAGACAUUUCGAUAUUCCGCAGACUGUCAGUAGCAUUUUCACUGGCCGAGAUUCACUGCUCGAGGAUCUUCAGACUGCAUUCGAUGUCUUCGAGACGUCUAGGGAACCUAGGAAAGUCCAAAGACGCUUCAUCGUAUAUGGGCUUGGUGGCUCGGGAAAAACACAAUUCUGCUGCAAAUUUGCUCAGGACAAUCGAAACAAUUUCUGGGGCGUCUUCUGCGUCGAUGCAAGCUCCGUACAGGCCGCCGAACAUUCGUUCUCUCAGAUAGUCAAGUUUGGGGGUCGUCAGCCGAGUGAAGGAUCGAAUCAGCGUGCAGCUAAAGAAUGGCUCUCCAGUCUUGACGAGCCCUGGUUGCUAAUAAUCGAUAAUGCGGAUGACUCUUCUUACCCCCUCGAAGACUACUUUCCCCGUGGCGAACGAGGGUGCAUUCUAGUCACUACGCGCGUGCCGGCAUACAAGGUUCAUGGAACCGUUGGUACAGGGUCAUAUCGGUUCGAUCAGUUGGCCAUCGAUGAAGCGAACGACCUCCUCCUGAAAGCAGCUGGCAAGCCCAGCCCGUGGGACACUUCGACAAGAUCAGCAGCUGAACUUAUUGCGGAUGUCCUAGGCUUCUUGCCACUCGCUCUGAUACACGCAGGCAAGGCUAUCAUGAACGGUCUGUGCUCUCUGGCAAACUACGUUGAGUAUUACAACAAGAGUUGGGAGAGAAUCCGUCAAGCGCGAAGGAACUCUGGGUAUCGAGGGGACAUCGACAGAAACAUGAACGUUUAUUCAAGCUACGAAAUCAACCUGAGAAGCCUUGAAGAGUCAGAUACCGAGCAGUCCAUCGAUGCACUCCAACUUCUCAAGAUGUUUUCCUGUCUCCACAACGAGAAUAUCCGCGUUGAUGUCAUAAUUACUGCAGCAUUGAAUCCUCAAGUUGAGCGAGAGCAACAAAGGAAGGACGCCGAAAGUCAAGCCCGCACGAAGGCAGCAUCCAGACCCAAAACAACCUCGGAGCUUAUCAGAGAUAAAAUGUUUAGAGUACUAGAGUUUCUUCUUAGAGACCGUAGUCCUCCCGUUCUACCCGCGCUUUUACGGGAGUGUAAGCCUUUAUCGUCUUUCGCCGACCUUCUCGAAAUCCGCCUCCGCCACGCGCUCAAGGUGCUCUCGCAGAUGUCGCUAAUUACGCAUCACGAAGCAACCGACAACUACUCUAUGCAUCUACUGGUCCACACUUGGGUGCGAGAGAGGCCCGAAAUGAGUGUGGCCGAACAAGCGCUUUGGUGUCAAGCCGCGAAGACUAUGCUUGCACAGUGCAUACUUCUCCCGCCACACGGGUCUUCUGAAAAGGAAGAGGCCAUGCGAAGGAGUCUGCUGCCUCAAGUAAACUAUGUCCGGAAGUGCGAAGCAAUUAUCAACACCAAGAUCAACGAAGCUCAGAAAUCGCGCCCAUGGUAUCGUGGGUUUCCAGUGCCUCAGAAUAAGUUCGGACGGCGUCAGGCGCUUGAAUGUGCCAAGUUCAGCCGAGUAUACUUUGAGUUCGGGCUUUGGAAAGAGGCAGAGGAGCUACAAGUGGCGGUCAAGGACUUUGUUUGCAGCAUGCUGGGCGCUGGCCAUCCUAUUGCUUUGAAAGCAACGCUCUUCCUGUCUGCGACCUAUUUUAGUCAGACCCGUCACAACGACGCAGCGGAACUUCAGUGUCAAGUCUUCCAGGCUUGCGAGAGAUCCUUAGGUUCCGAUCACCCCGAAACGCACAAAUAUAUGGAUAUUCUAGCCUCGAGUCGGUGCUUUCAGGGACGAUUCAAGGAGGCCCUUGAACUUCAUGAAAGAGCCAUUGCGGGGAUGAAGAGAACGCCACCCACAAACCCCGAAGAUAUCUUCAUUGCCAUAGGUAACUUGGGCAGGGUUCUUUGGAGGUACUUCCGCUACAAGGACGCUAUGGACUUGCAUAAAGACGCGGUUGAAGGAUUGACGAAAACCCUAGGUCCCACUCACCUACAAACGCUUCUGGGAAAGGAAGACCUGGCCAUGUCAUACUUAGACUGCGGGGAAGACCUGCUAGACCCCGCGCGCAAGCUCAUGCUAGAAGUCCUCGACCAACGCAAAAAACGACUCGGCGGAGAACAACCAUUCACCCUUCUUGCGAUUUGUAACCUUGCCAGAGUCGAAAGCGCUUGUGGCAACAACGACGAAGCAGAGAAGUUGUUCCGCGAAACUAUACCGAUUGCUGAACGAACCCUUGGGGAGAACCACUACGGCACGCUUGCAGCCAAGGUGCAUUUUGCAAUUGUGCUUACUCGCCAGAAAAAAUAUGAUGAGGCUGAGGAAGUGUUCACUAAGGUCGUGGAGAGACAUCGCUAUGAGAGUGCGGCACGAGCGGAUGGGGAUCACCCUGAUCGGAUCUUUGCGUUGUGGCACUUGGUGUUGUGCUACGAGCUCCAUGGGAAGGUCGACGACGCUCUUCUCAGAGUCAUGGAGCUUGAGACAGUUUUGACAACGAUCGGAGGACAGGGACUGGGGAAGCUCCAUCCGUUUGCGAAAAGGCUCCAGGAUAAGCGGGCAGAGCUUGAGACUGCUCAAAAGGCACCUCAAGAGAAUAUUCAACCUGAUGUCCCCGAGCGUGUCGAUUCUCAGGAAUCCGCCCCUGGUUUUGCGUCUUCCGAUACCUUAGUUUCGUCUCCGCCGCUCUCCCCGCCGCUCGUCGAAAUGCCAGAAUGA